CAAUGCGAGACACGAGCGAUUGCUCCUUCAGUCAGUGGUCCAGAGCUCGAGAGAUCGGAUGCGUCCAAGAGCGCACGCGUAUUACCGCCUCAGUGUUUCGCGGGAGUACAAAAAAGGGUAUAGUUAGCUAGCCUUGAAUAUAUUGAGUGAAGGCAUCUGUCCUUUUCCUGUCGGUUGGCGGGAGGGUAGAAGAGUCACUUAGAGCUUCAGUAAACAUUUUAAAUACAUCUAUAGUUAAUAUGGCAUCCAUCGUGAAUUAUUAUAAGGAUCUCAUGUACAAUAGAAAUGAUCCUCGAACGCAAGACUGGUUACUGGUAUCAGGUCCUGGUCCAAUCCUAACAAUCAUCCUGUUAUAUUUGUACUUCAGUGUAUCGAUAGGUCCUAGACUUAUGCGCGAUAAGAAACCAUUCGAUCUCAGAAAUACGCUCAUCUUUUACAAUUUUACCCAAGUUUUACUUAGCAUGUAUCUUGUCUAUGAAGGGUUGAUGGCCGGAUGGUUGUAUGAUUAUAGCUACAAGUGUCAACCUAUCGAUUAUUCCAACAAUCCACAAGCUUUAAGGAUGGCACACGCCGUAUAUAUGUACUUCAUCUGCAAGCUUAUAGAGCUCCUCGAUACGGUUUUCUUCGUUAUGCGCAAAAAACAACGCCAGAUCUCAUUUCUUCACCUAUACCAUCAUGCAGUGAUGCCAAUUUGUGCUUGGAUAGGAGUGCGAUUCGUGCCUGGUGGUCAUGCCACGUUACUUGGUCUCAUCAAUAGUUUUAUCCACAUCCUUAUGUAUGCCUACUACAUGCUUUCGGCGUUUGGACCUGAGAUGCAAAAGUACCUAUGGUGGAAGAAGCAUCUUACUUCCCUUCAGCUAGUUCAGUUCAGUAUAAUUUUGGUGCAUAAUAUGCAGGUAAUGGUUACGGAUUGCAAUUAUCCGAAAGUAUUAUCAUUCCUUCUCAUCGUCAAUGCGGGUCUAUUUAUCUAUCUGUUUGGUUCAUUCUACGUAGCAAACUACCAAGUCAAAAGAGAAAAUGUCUUGAUUGCAAGGGAAAAGAGUAAAAUUACAAAUGGAAUGAUUAAAAGCAAUGGUUACACGAAUGGUACUGUUACUCAUGAUUAUGCCAGAAGUUACAAAAGCGAUUAAUAGAUACGUAUUUGUGUUUUGUAUGACAUUUUCAUUACGCGGGCGUACAUUUUUAAUUUCCUGAAGUUAAUUAUAAGAAUUC
Molecule: messenger RNA, 1212 nt
Organism: Ceratosolen solmsi marchali
Lineage: Eukaryota; Metazoa; Arthropoda; Insecta; Hymenoptera; Agaonidae
Product: elongation of very long chain fatty acids protein AAEL008004
Exons: 5
Coding region: 240-1130 (296 amino acids)
Biological process (GO): fatty acid elongation, polyunsaturated fatty acid; fatty acid elongation, monounsaturated fatty acid; sphingolipid biosynthetic process
Cellular component (GO): endoplasmic reticulum membrane
Molecular function (GO): fatty acid elongase activity
Source: RefSeq, a predicted model, not a curated record